Molecule: messenger RNA, 2824 nt
Organism: Megachile rotundata (alfalfa leafcutting bee)
Lineage: Eukaryota; Metazoa; Arthropoda; Insecta; Hymenoptera; Megachilidae
Product: facilitated trehalose transporter Tret1-like
Biological process (GO): transmembrane transport
Cellular component (GO): membrane
Molecular function (GO): transmembrane transporter activity
Source: RefSeq, a predicted model, not a curated record
UUUUAUUUAGUUAUGAAGUUUAUGAUAUUCAAUGUUGUGGAGUUUACACUACAAUGCACAGUGAAGUAGAAAGUUAGAGAAAUUUUGGAAAAUGAGGAGAAGUUACAGUGUAUCAAAUAAACUCGUGACCAUACGUAUGGCAGUUAUGUAAUUGUACCUAGUUUUAGAGGGGAUCAAUAAAUUACGAUGUUCAAUCUAAUACUGCGCACUCGUAACUCUUUCCCACCUGUUAUUCAACUACCUAUGUUUCGAGGUUUGUAUUGAAUUACAGAAACAUUGUGUAAUGAACAAGUAAACACUCUGAUAUUAAAUGUUGCAGUCAGAUUUUACUCCUCUUUCUACUCUUUUUGUAUUGAAUUACAGAAGCAUCGUGUAAUGAACAAGUCUCAUAUCAAAUAUCUUGCAUUUCGUACAAAUUCAUGAAAUCUCAAGAUCGUUCGUUGCUGAAAUUUGAGAAAAAUUGACUCGAGUCAAAACCGUCUGAGACCUUGACACCUGCAGCUAAAAAUUAGUAUCAGUCCAUAAUUAUUAACAACGAUACUGUAGACAACUGGCUGUGGUAUUCUGUUCUAACAACGGUUCCUCAACAUUGUAUGAUAAACAAGUAAAUACUAGUCGAUAUUAAAUAUUGCAGUCAGAUUUUACUCCUCUUUCCACUCUUUUCGUAUUGAAUCACAGAAGCAUCGUGUAAUGAACAAGUCUCAUAUCAAAUAUCUUGCAUUUCGUACAAAUUCCUGAAAUCUCAAGAUCGUUCGUUGCUGAGAUUUAAGAAAAGUUCACUCGAGUCAAAACCGUCUGAGACCUUGACCUGCAGCUAAAAAUUAGUAUCAGUCCAUAAUUAGCAACAAUGAUACUGUAGACAACUGGUGGUACCAUGUUCUAACAACGGUUCCUCAACUUGUAGGUAACCGCAUUAUACGGUUAAUUAAUAUACGUUGAAUAUUAAUCAGCCCCGCCACAAAUCAAACGGUAGCUACAAGCGAUUACCCGAGCUGCAUAAAACGAUGCGUUGAAAUCGGAUCACCGACUCGUGUUAGUCAUACGAAGUCGUAUUGAACCGCGGGGUCAUCGUGUAGGUAGCGACGUCGAAGAGAUAAGAGAGUAAUCGCGAUAAGAAGGUCACGUGGCGGAAGAGAGACGUCGCUUCGCGUGUCCAAGGAUUUCAUCUCUGACGAAGUUCAUCGAUAGACGCAGUUUAGACCGCGAUCUCCGUGCAACCUGGUGCUGCUGAUUUUUCGAGGACCAAGCGAAGGUGUCGAUAAUUGAGCCCGCGGUUUACGACGUCAACGGGAAAUGGCGGUGUCGUCGCCGGAUGACGAGCCGGCGCGUGAUCAACAUGCCAAUAAACUUCCGCAAUACGCUUUCGUUCUUCUGGCCACGUUGGCCAACUUCUCGACGGGUACCUGUUUCGCCUGGAUCUCGCCAGCGAUCUUCAUGUACGGCAUCUAUGACACUACGAUCAUCAGUGGUCAAGAUAUUUCGUGGCUGUGUAGCUUGGUAUCUCUUGGAGCGGCGUUGAGUUGCUUUCCGGCGGGAAUAAUGGCGGAUAAGAUCGGUCGGAAGACAAGCAUCAAAAUUGUCAGUCUACUUUUACUGGCGUGUUGGUUGAUUAUCGGUUUGGUAUACAGCAAAGUAUGGAUAUACCUAGCCCGUAUCACGAUCGGCAUCGUCUGCGGCGCGUACUCGAUCAUAAUUCCAAUUUACUUGACCGAAAUCGUGGACAAGGAAUUGAAAGAAUCGCUGAGCAUGAUUUGUCAGCUGCAAUUCUAUCUUGGAAUCUUGUACGCCUACUUCACGGGUAAAGGCUGUCUCCGUCUAGAAAUAGGAAUCUUUAAAGAGGAUCUAACAAGCUUCGCAUUCACAGGAUUCAGCUACGAUCUGCUCACGAUGGCUCUAUUGUGCGCGGUGCCAACCACGGUGCUCUCGGUCGCUUCUUUCGUCAUGCCGGAAUCACCUGUCUGGUUGACGACGCAGAAUCGUCAGGAAGAAGCUGACGAAGUGAUGAGGAGUCUGAAGAGGAAUCAAACGGAGGAUACUGACAGGACGAACCAACAGACAGGUUAUCUCUCGGUGUUCAAGGCGCACACCAAGGCGACCAUCAUUGCGUUCACGUUGGUGUCUAUUCAGCAAAUGUCAGGAAUGCCCAUCUUCAUAAUCUAUGCAUCCGUGAUAUUGGAUCGUCUAGGUUUUCCCAUGAAUCCGAUGAUUUCUUCUGUUAUCAUGGGAUUCGUACUAGUGAUGGCCACAUAUUGUUAUCCCCCCGUUCUCAAAACUAUGAACAUGAAAUUGCUGUUGUUUCUCAGUCUGACGGUCAUGUCUAUCUGCCUAUUUACUUUGUCCGGUUACUUCCGUCUCGCGAAUUCGUUCGACCUAUCCGUCUACAGCUGCGUACCCUUCUUAUGCAUAAUCUUCUUCAUGAUCGCCUUCGUGAUCGGCUGUGAACCGGUAUCGUGGAUUCUGAUCGACAAAAUUUUUACCAGCGACGUGAAGAGAGUGGCGAUCACCGGAAGCGUGAUUUGCAAUUGGAUAUCUUCGUUCAUGACGACGAAAUCAUUCCAGGAUGUUGUGGUAAUGAUGGGAUUUUCAACGGUGUUCGCUAUUUACGGUGUAUCUACCUUGAUGGGCACCGCGUUCAUCGCUCGAAUGAUACCGGAAACGGAAGGGAAGACCGAGGAGGAGGUGCAGAUGGAUCUACGAGGGAGGAACCCGGAGGGUUCUGAAAUUCCAACGUGCUGUUAAACUGAAAACAAGGAAACUAAAGUGACGAGUGACGAUAGAAACUUUGUUGUGUUACCUAUUUUGUUAAUAAAAUUCGAAAACGAUA